AUGGCACUGGCUCCGCCUUCGCUUCCGGUCCUCCGCCUCUGGCAGCCGGUGGCCGGCUCUCCUUGCAGAGUUUUCACUGAAACCCCUGAGAUCCGGGCCCCGCUUGCAGGAGCUUGUCCCUGGUUCAGUGGGCUCCUGGGACUGAGCGCCUGCCAGAGAUUCAGGCCGAGAGCUGCCCGGUGUCAGACUCGAACCAGAGCCGGGCAUGACGACAUUCCGAAGACGUGUCAUGCGAGAGGGAGACGCCACACCACUGCCAGCAUUGCGUUUGGGGCGGCGGCACCGCCUCACCCUGCAACGGCAGAGUCUCAGAGACGUCAGGGUGACCUGGUGACGGUCAGAGACCCGGAGACUUACAGUGCUUUGGUCUACAGCCCACGGGAUGUCAAAGGACCGCUGCCACUGCUGGUGGUCCUGCCUGGUGCUGGCCGUAACGACAAGGAUGCGACCGACCUUGCAAACAUCCGAGGGGAGCAUGGUGGCCUGGCUCCGAGCCUCAUUGCCGAGGGCAUCGCACCAGCUGAUCUGACAGAGAACUUCGCUGUGCUAGCGCCUUAUGCUGCCGGUAAGAACAGCUUCUACGAAGAACCACGCAAAAAGAUGCUUCAAUUCAUCGCCUGGGCUUGCAGUGACGCGGGAAGAGCUGCAGGCGUGCCAGCUGUGGACCCCAAGCGGCUGUUUCUAUUCGGCUUCAGUGAUGGAGCUACUGAAGUCAUGGAACUGGCCAGCACAAGGCGCUUUGCAGGCUGUGUUGUAGCAGCCUACGGCUUCACUGGCGAGCUGCCACGCUUAGCUCUGGAGCGGCUGAAGGACAUUCCUGUUUGGGUUUUCCACUCCGCCGAUGACGUUAUCUUUCCAGUGAGCUGCAGCGACAAGCUGGUGAAGCGUCUGAAGGAGACAAACUCUCGCGACGUGGUGCGAUACACGCGCUAUGACAAGGACCAGGAGGGUUUCACGGGUUCUGUGCGUGGCCACAGCACAGGGAUCACAGAUGAGGCUGCCAAACUGCCGGGAGAGUCUGGGCUGUUUGGGGACCUCGAUCGAAACGAGACCAAAGACCUCAGAUGGGUGCUGGAUUAUUGGCGAUCCAAAGAGCCCGGGCGCUUCGAGGAGUUCGCUUCUCUGUACUAUGGCUAUUUCCUGGCCGUCAUCGCUGACCAGCUCAAGGUGAUUUCAGAGGAGCCUUGGCCGCAGGAUAGGAGUGCAGUGCCUCAUGCAUCACGCUUCUCGAGCCGCAGCUUGACUUCGCAAUCUGAUGCCUACCGUAAAAUCGGGGCUCGCCGGCUGUACAAGAAGUCGCUGCAGGAUCUCCUCAGCAGUAUGAGAGUCGAGAUUCUUAGAAAGGACGAAGCAGGGAUUGAGUACUGCCAAAUCCGUUCCAACUUGGUGCUCGUGGGCAUCGGGCAGGGCAUGGAGAAGUUGCGGGCCUUCCUUCGCUGCUUGGGUGGAUUGCACAACCGCGCUGAGCAUGCAGAACGUGCAGCACGUCACUGGCAGAGUUUAUGGGAAGAGUCAUUUCGCAAGAUCUUGGACGUGCGCCGGACAGCAGACAGUUCAACUCUUGGUUAUGAAGUGCAAGUUUCUGAUCUACUCACAGCCCUGAGCAGCACCAACCGCGAGCGAGAGCGACUGGCCAAAGAGCUGGAGAGCAUGCAGCGAACCUUCCAGUCCGCGACGGACACGCAGCUUUGGCAUCGAUACGGCCAAGAGCUCCAACUCAGGCAGCUGUGGGGUGCUACUUCCGAGCAGUUCAGUCACUGUGCAUUGCUUCAGCGCCAGCUGGCUGCCGAAGCGGCCGUCAGCAAGCAGCUCCGCAAGGAGCUCCUUGAGGCACAGCAAAACCACAGCGUGGCUGAAGCCAAGCAUGGCGAUGCGGACGCCCGUGCCAAAGAAGCCGAGCGCUACGCAGAAGGAGCAAAGGACUUUGUCCACAAGCAGGUCGACGAUGCGCUGAAGUCACAGUGGAACCAGUUCCAGGAAGAGCUGGAGUUGGAAAGGAAGGGCUGGCGGAAGGAUGCGGCCGCAGCCAUUCCAUUGCCCCUGGCAAGAGAGGUGCUGGCUGCCUACUCGGACCUUUGGCGCUGUACUUCUGGCCAGGUCCCUGGCCGGCACAGAGCCCAGGCGGAACGAGCAUUGAGGCGUCUUCGAGAUCUUGAUGCCUACGCCGUGCUGCUUCCGCCCCAGGAUGAGAUGCUUCAGGAGCCUCUGCGGCGGGCAGUCGGUGAGGCCGACGCAAGAAGCAUGGCAAAGGCCCUGGUGGAAGAGCUGCAGCAGUGCCACACGCCCGCUGAAAAGUCGAAGAACGACUUGAGCGGCUGGGGCGCAACGACUCAGAGCUCGCACCCGCGAAGUCACGUGUCGCUCCGUGCCCGGACAAUGAUUAUGGCCUCCGAGAAUCGGCGACCUCCGUAUCUCUCGGCACUCAUCCAUGAGUUGUAUCGGCACAAAAAGACUCGCCAGUUGUUCAUCCGAGUUCUCUACAACGGAGAAGUUCAAAAGGUUUGCCACGGGCAUGGUAUGGGCUUGCUCUGUCCUCUUGAAAAGUGGGAGGAACUGGUGGCAAGAUUCACACCAUCUCCAGAGGAAUGUCCUGUUCUCUACGCUGCAUACGACUUCCAAGCUCCCAGGAAGGAGACGAUGCCGCCGUGGCACAGCUGGCCACAAGAAGUUUGGAACUGGCUUCGUCAGAGAGCCCACCAAGCUCGCUCGGUGUUGCAGCAGCAUAGGAUUGACGGUCAGGAUCUAGCUCUGGGAAGCCUCCUCCUGAUGGCUUCUUGCCUCUCUGCCUGGUGCUUGUGUCGACGAAGACGGUCGACGGAGCAGAGCACUAGGCUCGCAGCAGACUCUUCGGACUCGGACAACACGCCGAUGCCUGUGCGACAGGUUCAGGAAAGGCUGGACAACUUGGUGGAACGGAUGGCACGGGAGUUGAAUGCUCCAAGAUUUGACUUUCAUGUGACCCUGUUUAGCAGCAUCAAGUCCGCAAACCUUCCGGAGUUGAAGUCCUCACUCGAAAUGCUGGCUGGUGGGCUGCAGCCUUUCGAUGUGUCUUUCGGGGAAGACAGCCUUGCGGUGUAUGAUACCUGGAACCAAAACGUGUUGCUGCUGGCAGAAGAGACCGCUGAGCUGAAAGCCGCCAACUUGGCGGCCCAGCGAAUCUUUGCCGACCCAGCGGCUGAGGAAGCUGCGUUUGCAGCACCCAGCAAGACGCCACAUGGAUCUCUGCUUUAUGGUCCGCAUGGCAUGGAGGAGCGACAGGCUGCAGAGAAGUGGGUCCGGCAAGAAGCUGGGUGGAUUCUGACACCAUGGAGUUUCAAAGCCAAUCGCAUAGUUCUCUACGAGACAGAGACCCCGAAGGAGAGACGGUGGGAAGGUGUGCCAACCUGGAAGAAAGUGGCAGAAUUUCCUUUCAAAUCGAAGUGA
Molecule: messenger RNA, 3423 nt
Organism: Symbiodinium sp. CCMP2456
Lineage: Eukaryota; Dinophyceae; Suessiales; Symbiodiniaceae
Source: the annotation of a GenBank genome assembly